This is a messenger RNA of Parasteatoda tepidariorum (common house spider), 930 nucleotides long. NCBI's taxonomy places the organism in Eukaryota, Metazoa, Arthropoda, Arachnida, Araneae, Theridiidae. The record is from RefSeq and is a predicted model, not a curated record.
GAAAUUCGGCUUCCGUGCGGAGCACAACCCCUCUAGAAAACGUUCUAAAACUUCACGUUCUUCUCCUCCACCGGUUCCUUCAAAAGUUCAUCACCAUGUGAAUGCAUAUUGACGAUAAUCGCAAAUAACAACUCCGAGGAGAAAUAUUUUUUAUUUAUUUUUUAUGGUUAUGGAUUCUUUUUUGAAUCUAUUUGCCGUUUGAUAAAAAGUUUUCAAAGUUUAAUAUUUCGGACAAAACUUUUAAAGAAGUUUUUCGGACUUUAAGAAGCAUAAAGAGAUCUUUUAAGCAUGAAAUUCUCGGAAAGCAUUCGGACCGUUGCAAUAUGGAACUUAGUUUUAGCAACUUUGUUGUUUUGCAAGGUAUCAGUUAGUAUAGAGUCGUCAACUACAGAAUCUUAUGUUUUGAUUGGUGGAGAUCAUCUGAAUUCUGCUGGAAAACCAAGAACUAGAACUGUUGUAACGAAAUACGGAGAACUCAAAGGGUUUAUAGCAACUCUUCCUAACAAGACUUUGCUACCGGUUGAAGUAUUUUUAGGUGUACCAUAUGCAAGUCCUCCUGUUUCGGAAUUGAGAUUCAUGCCCCCUGUUACUCCAGCGCAUUGGAGGGGUGUCCAAAAUGCUGAUCAUUUUAAGCCAGUUUGCCCUCAAAAGCCGCCCGAUGUUAGAAAUGAAACAGAAGCUUUAAAAAGAAUGUCUCCCGGAAGAUUGGAAUAUUUGAAGAAGUUACUUCCUUACCUUAGUAAUCAAAGCGAGGACUGCCUAUAUUUAAAUAUCUAUGCACCGAAAAGAGGAACUGAAUUUACUAGCUUAAAGUACUUAAACGAACACAAGAAUGGAUUUGCAAAGAGUAAUUUGGGUGGUAAUAGAAUCCCUGAAAAUAAUUCAAGCAUUAGGAACAGCAAUAUCGCAAACAUUGUAAAGAAAUACUAG